Molecule: messenger RNA, 3322 nt
Organism: Epinephelus moara (kelp grouper)
Lineage: Eukaryota; Metazoa; Chordata; Actinopteri; Perciformes; Serranidae
Gene: syt5a
Product: synaptotagmin Va
Exons: 10
Coding region: 139-1377 (412 amino acids)
Biological process (GO): regulation of calcium ion-dependent exocytosis; regulation of dopamine secretion; cellular response to calcium ion
Cellular component (GO): dense core granule; synaptic vesicle membrane; axon
Molecular function (GO): clathrin binding; syntaxin binding; phosphatidylserine binding
Source: RefSeq, a predicted model, not a curated record
AGACAGAGAGAGGGGAGCUGUGUGCAGCGCUCCUCAUCAGUCGGCAGAGGAUUUAUCUGAGGGACAUUUGGAUGCAGGAAAAUAAAUAAAAACAAGAACCAAAGACCCAAAAAGGACUGACACCAUACAAGAGCAGCGAUGCGAUUGGUCAGUGUGGCCGGGGGACGGCUCCGCAGGGCGGCAGAGGAGGAGGGGGAGAGGGAGAGGGAACCUCCACCACCACCGUCGCACCACUCCAACCACCAGUUCUCCAGCAUGAAGAACAAGUUCUUCAAUGAGCUCACACACCUGCCGAAUCAUAAACUCAAGAUGCCCAUGUGGGCGGUGGGAGCCAUUGUGGUCGUGGUCCUCGCCCUCGUGGCCUGCAUGGGAUUCUGCAUCUACAAGAAGUGCUUCAACAAAGGCAAGAAGCCGAAGAAGGCCCGUGAGAGAAAGGCAGGACGAGGACGCAGGAAGAAGGACAAGGAAGGAGAGGACGGAGAUGACAAGAAGGAGGGAGAAGAAGGGAAGGAGGAGGAGGAGAAGGAGAACUUUGGAAAACUGGAGUUCACACUGGACUACAACUUUACUGAUAACCAGCUGAUAGUCGGCAUCCUUCAGGCUCAGGACCUGGCAGCCAUGGACAUGGGAGGGACCUCAGAUCCUUACGUCAAAGUCUACAUGCUGCCGGACAAGAAGAAGAAGUUUGAGACCAAAGUCCAGCGCAAGAACCUCUGUCCCGUCUUCAAUGAGACCUUCACCUUUAAGAUCCCCUACAAUGAGCUGGGCGGUCAGACUCUGGUGCUGCAGGUGUUUGACUUUGAUCGAUUUGGUAAACAUGACGUCAUCGGCGAGAUCAAGAUCCCCAUGAACAGUAUAGACCUCGGACAGCCGUUACAUGAGUGGAGGGAUCUGGUUGGAGGAGAGAAAGAGGAGCAAGAGAAGCUUGGUGACAUCUGCAUUUCCCUUCGUUACGUCCCCACGGCUGGUAAGCUAACGGUUAACAUCAUGGAGGCUAAGAACCUGAAGAAGAUGGACGUCGGAGGACUGUCAGAUCCCUUUGUAAAGGUGGUGCUGCAGCACAACGGGAAGCGACUGAAGAAGAAGAAGACGUCGGUCAAACAGAACACUCUGAAUCCGUACUUCAAUGAGAGCUUCAGCUUCGAGAUCCCCUUCUCUCAGAUCCAGAAAGUCCAGGUGCUGAUCACUGUGUACGACUACGACAAGCUGGGCAGCAACGACCCCAUCGGCAAGUGCUGGAUUGGCUACGGCGCCUCAGGCGUCGGGCUGCGCCACUGGUCAGACAUGUUGGCCAAUCCCAGGCGUCCGGUGGCCCAGUGGCACACGCUGCUGCCAGAGGAGGAGGUGGACGCUGCUCUGAAGGCCCCCAUCCGCUAAACACACUCACACAUACACAGCACACCAUCAUCUGCAUAGAAGGGGUAUCGUUCAUCUGAAACCAAACAGCUGUUGGUUUAAUGAAAUGACCUCUAACUUUUAUUUAUAUUCAUCUACAUAAUUUCUGUAUUUUAUUUGGGGGUCUAUUUAUAUUACUGCAUGUGUGCUUUUGUGUUGUUUAAAACUGCAGUGUGGAACUUUUGUCUCCCCCCUCUGGCAGUGAGGGUUAUUACACAAAUAUUGUCACUGUGUGCUUAUAAUCUAUCCCUGCAGGAUCGCUCACUUCACAGCUUUAUUGCGUUUAAUCCUUCCUUAAAAGAUUAAUUUCUUAUCUGAAGCAUCCCCUCCUGAAACUUUUCUUUGAUGCCUCUUAGCAUUUCCUGCCGUGCGUCUACGUCUUUCCCUCCCCUCCUGCCCCCUUAGCUCCGGCUGGUUGACGUAAACCGCAUCACGUCCAGUGCUCCUCUGGUGAGAAGUCGCCACAGACAGCACAACUCUGACAUACUGAGAAAUUCAAAAGCUACCACUGGCAAUAAUAAUUAGGCCCUGAUCACACAGUUAGUGUUCUGCAGGUUGCAAGGCGCACUCCACUGCCUUUUUUUUUUGAUGCCACUAUUAAAAACCACUUGCUGCGUCUUUUUGUUGCCAAGCAACCACCCAUCACCACCUUACAGUAACCUUCCUUUGUAAUCAGUCUACUGUUUAUUUAUUGUAUUUAUCCUUCAGUGAGCAUUGUGCGUACUCCUGCGGCCAGGUCUUUGAUGUAAUGGACGUUCAUCAAUAUACAAAAGUUCUGCACUCCAGCUUUAAAUUCAUUUAUGACUUUCUAAAUAAAUAAAUCACCUUUAAAUACAUUAAAGAGAUACUCCAGCGAAUCAGUGUUGUAUUUACAUAAAGUUUUACAACUUUGUGUAAAUACAACACUUACAGAUUUUUUUUAAAAAGAGGGGGGCGUAAAAACCUCCUCCACAUUCACAGGAGACAUUAUUAACUGUUUUCUUGGGCUGAGUCAGUCGAUCUCCUCCUGAGGAGUAAACUUAACUUCAUGUGAAAAAUGGCAGAGUGCUCCUUUAAUAUGUAUUUCACUGACCACCUUUAUCUUGCAGACAAGGUGGUCAUCUUCCUCUCAUGUAAUCAGUGUCCUGACUGUCUCAAGGUUAAAAGGAUCUUUUUCUCCAGCACAGAUCAACUGUCGUGUUUUCACAGUAAUUUUGAUACUGUUGUACGAAAAGUAUAAAAUCUAUUCUUCGUGUUGGAGUAACUUGAACCUGCUGCUGCAGAGCUGCAUUGUGUCUUUGUCUGUAUGUUUUUUUCCUUUAUGUUUUCUCUUGUCAAACCCGAUCACUCUCUUUUUCUUCCAAACAAUUUAAACUUGAUUUUCCUGUGAAAUGAUUUAGUUUCAUGUUUCGCUCUGUGUCUCUGUGGCUCCUUCUGUGCUUGUGUUUGAGUGAGUGUUGAUGCUGUUUGUCUGGUGAGUGUGAACACUGAUGUUCAGCCCAGUCACCACAAUGAAUGCUGGUACUGUUUGCUUCUUGAAACCACCAAUACGUCACAUUUGUGUGCUUCAUGUGGAGCAGAUAUGUUGAGCUUUAUGUUAUGUUGUAUAUGCCAUAGCUGGAGGCAAUAUGUCCGUCCGUCCCAUUCUCAUGAACGUGAUAUCUCAAGAACACCUUCAGGGAUUUUCUUCAAAUUUGGCACAAACGUCCACUUGGACUCAACAAUGAACUGAUAGGAAUUUGGUGGUCAAAGGUCAAAGUUACUGUGACCUCACAAAACAUGCUUUUGGCCAUAACUCAAGAAUUCAUUCACUAAUUGUGACCAAACUUGACACAAAUGUCUAACAGGAUAAAAUAAUGAAGGUCAAAAGGUCAAAGGUCAGCUUGACUGUGACAUCAUCAUGUUUUAACGUCAUAUCUCAGGAACAGAAGGGGAGACUUUUGGUCAG